GCAUACUUCCUCUUCUUGGCUGGGUUAUGCUUCUCCAUAAUGUAAAUUAUAGGGGCAAGGCUUCUAAGCCGGGAUUUUUCUAGGACCAUGAUAUUAAAGUGACGAUUGUUUUCAGCCACCACAUAUAUCAAGGUCCGAUUAUUUGUACGUUGGGAUUGGCGGCAUAUGAAUAUUUUAUGAAUCACACAUGAAUCCUGUUGAUUUUUGCACUUGAAUCAGGACUCAUUUUUAUGUUAGAUUGUUGAACGUGGGCCAAGAUGUUUAAUGUUCAAUGAUUUCGAGAAAUUUAGUUUUUUCAUGAUAAUGCUGAAUGAGCACAAAUGAUCUUUUAUGCAAUGACACAGCGAGAUACAUUAAAAAUGGCACUUUUAACCCUGGGUGUCUAUUGAUAAUGUAGAAAUAAUUUGUGCUUAUUCUUAAGUACAUUUGUACCUUAAUGGAGUAUAACUGUUUCUGAUUAUUAUACUUUUGUUGUUGAAACUACAUAAAAUAACAGCUUAUGCGUAAAUGACUGCCAAACUAAUGUGAUGUGGACUGUUGCUGUGUGUGUCUGUAGGUUGUCUGGCUGUAUGGUGACAGAGGAAGGCUGUGGUUAUUUGUCUUCAGCUCUGAGUUCAAACCCCUCACACCUGAGAGAGCUGGAUCUGAGCUACAAUAACCCAGGGGAUUCAGGAGUGAAGCUACUCUCUACAAAACUCAAGAAUCUGGACAAACUCAAUGUGGAUCAUGGAGAAGAAUAUUACAUAAUUACAGAAGGACUACACAAAUAUACCCAUCAGCUCACUCUGGAUCUGAACACACUGAAUAUACUCCUCCGUCUGUCUAACGGCGACAGAGUGAUUACUCACACUGACACAGAUCACCAGUAUCCUGAUCAUCCAGACAGAUUUGAUGGUGUGCCACAGGUGUUGUGUGAAGAGAGUGUGUGUGGACGCUGUUACUGGGAGCUGCAGUGGAGUGGAGAUGUGGAUAUAUCAGUGUCAUAUAAGAGCAUCAGCAGGAAGGGAGAGGGUAAUGAGUGUGUGUUUGGAUCUAAUGAUCAGUCCUGGAGUUUGUGCUGCUCUCCUUACAGUUACUCAUUCAAACACAAUAACAUACUGACUGAUCUCCCUGUAAAGCCCACAAGAGUGUAUGAUGAUGAUGAUUUCCGCAGAAUGGGAGUGAAGGAGGAGGAUGCUCAUUAUAUCAGAAGUAUAGGAUUAUAUGAUGGUGAUGAUGAUUAUGAUGAUGAUGAUGAUGGUUUCAGUAGAAUAGAAGUGUUUGAUGAUGAGGAUAUUAGGAGAAUAGGAGUGUAUGUGGAUCACAGUGCAGGAACUCUGUCCUUCUACAGCGUCUCUGACUCAAUGAGCCUCAUCCACACAGUCCAGACCACAUUCACUCAGCCGCUCUAUCCUGGGUUUAGUGUUGGUUCUAGAUCAUCAGCGAAACUGUGUGAGACUGACGAGAGAUUCUACCCAUAAUGCUUUGAGCUGCAUGAUGAAUCAGUAACAGUGAAAUGUUCUAUCUAGAGUCUCUUCAUCAGAGGUGGGUAAACCAGGGGCCAAAGAGUAAAAGCCAUAUUUUUGCUCCAUCCAUGAACUCAGCAGCUGAUUUCACCAGAGGAGGAACCAAGUCAUUCCUUUCCAAGACACAAACUAGUCUUGAGUCAAAUCCCAAGUCCUCAAAGAGUUAAAAGUUAAUGAGAUAAUUAAGUGACUAAUUAAAUGAUGAUUGAGCAUUAGUGAUGAACAGCUGCUGUUAACAAUCAACAUCACCGAAGACAAUAGAAACAAAAGAACUACAACUGACUUCAAGCACAGCCUUGGAUGAAAUCAACUGGAAGAGAAAAAAAAAAAAAAAAAAAAAAAAAAAAACUUUGCCACCAUAUUUGUGCUCUGUGUUUGCUUCAGUUGUGCUCUUGAGCCUUUUAACUCCUUUGUGGUCAAAAAUUAGUGAUGGCCCCAGAUUAUUAUUGUUUCACUUUCACAGCAUGUUAAACAUCACUCUCUUACUUGAUCUGGAGAAACUGUGCAUCAGUUGAAAGUUUAAAGACUCUAGCUUUGAUAUUUGACCACUGUUUGAUAAAACUUUGUUGUAGUGAUGGUUAUUUAGUAAUUUAGGUCGGGAGUACAAAAUAAUAAACACUUCCGUGUUGAUAUCUGCCCACAACAACACAGAAAAACCUCUGUACCCAUGAAAUAUCCAAAUAAUAAACACACAAUUAUGUUAAUAAA
Messenger RNA from Cyprinus carpio (common carp), 2213 nucleotides. RefSeq names its product stonustoxin subunit alpha-like. The transcript is spliced from 3 exons. NCBI's taxonomy places the organism in Eukaryota, Metazoa, Chordata, Actinopteri, Cypriniformes, Cyprinidae. The record is from RefSeq and is a predicted model, not a curated record. Gene Ontology annotation, molecular function: protein binding. Bases 528 to 1460 code for a protein of 310 amino acids.